Messenger RNA from Suillus discolor, 1706 nucleotides. Its product is annotated as cyclophilin-like domain-containing protein. The transcript has 13 exons. NCBI's taxonomy places the organism in Eukaryota, Fungi, Basidiomycota, Agaricomycetes, Boletales, Suillaceae. Gene Ontology annotation, molecular function: peptidyl-prolyl cis-trans isomerase activity. The record is from RefSeq and is a predicted model, not a curated record. Gene Ontology annotation, biological process: protein peptidyl-prolyl isomerization; protein folding. Gene Ontology annotation, cellular component: catalytic step 2 spliceosome. The coding region runs from base 53 to 1498 and encodes 481 amino acids.
UUAGCAGCACGCGCCCGACCAGAACUUCACUUGACCUCACUCGCAAACAGCAAUGGCACUCCCAACAAAUGGGCGAGUGAUAAUCGACACAACUGCAGGAGAAAUUGAAAUUGAACUAUGGUCAAAGGAAACACCAAGAACAUGCCGGAACUUCAUCGCACUCGCGCUAGAAGGUUAUUAUGACGGCGUCAUCUUUCACAGAAUCGUACCAGGUUUUCUAGUCCAAACUGGCGACAAAACAGGGACAGGUGGAGGAGGGGAGUCAUUAUAUGGAGAACCAUUCGAGGACGAAAUUCACCCGCGAUUGCGGUAUGCUCACCGUGGGCUUGUCGCUAUGGCCAACAAUGGGACGAAGAAUUCUAAUGAUUCUCAGUUCUUUAUUACCCUUGACAGAGCGGAUGAAUUGCACGGCAAACAUACAUUGUUCGGGAGAGUAAUUGGGGACACCGUGUACAACGUCAUGAAAAUCGGAGAGAUGGAGAUUGGUGAAAAUGAACGACCCGUGUAUCCGCCAAAAAUAAAGUCGAUAACAAUAGUCGACAAUCCAUUCCCAGACAUUAUACCCCGAAUCACUGCUGCCGAGAAGCGUGCUCAGCAGCGAGCACGAGAAGCUGGCCAGCGUGAACGAGAGGAGGCCGAACGUCGAAGAGGUGCUAAAAAGGAUGUAAAGCUUUUGAGCUUUGGCGGAGAGCAGGAUGACGAAACGGAACCCGUAGCGUUCAAGAAGAAAAAUAUUGCACGGCCCGACUUGGUCGACAAUCCUGAUGCCACAGGCAUUCCGAUGCCAGAAUCUCUACUCGGCCCUCCGAAGAAAUCCAACGAACCACCUCGAGAGCGUGCAUCUGAGAAGGAAUCAUCCAAGCAUCAGCACGAGAAACCUUCAAAAAGUAGUAAAUCCGAGGGUGCAGAUAAGGACAUCAAGAAAAUUCGUGAAACACACGCAAAAGAGAAGGCUUCCGGAAGUGACGCCCGACGCACUGAAAUUGAGCAGAUGGAGAGCGAGAUCCGUCGACUGACGCGCAAACGAGAAGGCGGUGAGGAUAGCGACGAGGAAGCUGCGCGGAAGAAGGCAAAACCAACAAAGUCCUAUCUCGAGGAAGAACUUGCCAAGUACUCCAAGGGGCGGGGAUUGCAGAAGAAAGGGAAGGGCAAGAAGGAUGAGGGUGAUGUCCUAGCUGCUUUGAAUAGCUUCAGGGGAUUGUUACAGUCAAAUGCGAACUUGGAGAUGGAGGACGGUACAGAAGAGGGCGAUCGUGUGGGCGACAGUGGAGGUGGAACCGUCCCUGGUGGAGAGGAUCCGGGUAUUGAGGUGGAUGACGACCGCGGAUUCAUUGGCCAUGCUCUGCACUUCCCGAAAGACGAUGGGGAAGAAACGAGGAAGGCUGAGAGAGAUUAUGAGGUUAUCGAUCCUCGUCAGCGUGGUGCAAAGGCACGGGAAGAGGAGCGGGAGAGGAAACGAACUGCGAUGAAGGGAAAGAACGGGCGCGGCCGUCGGUGAUACACCGUCCUUCGGCACCGCCCGCCUUUGUGCUCAAAAGCACUGGUGCUACUGGACCAUCCUUGUGUACCUAGGGAUAUCAUCUCAUCAUUGAUCUAAACGCGUGCACAACGCGUCUGACUGUCUCGGCGAGGUUAUAGAACAACGCUAAAGCCAUUUGUAAUGAUCAGUGACUUUUGAUGUACUGUAUAGUACGUGCUAAUUAGGC